Purpureocillium lilacinum is the source of this 1221-nucleotide messenger RNA. Lineage: Eukaryota; Fungi; Ascomycota; Sordariomycetes; Hypocreales; Ophiocordycipitaceae. The record is from RefSeq and is a predicted model, not a curated record.
AUGUCGCAUCGGCAGUCGUGUGACCGCUGUCGUCAACAAAAGGUGCGAUGCCUUCGAGACGAGGCUCAACAAGAGAACAGCAAUCCGUCCUCCCCAGGCCGAGCUUCCCUUUCUCAAUGCGAGCGAUGUGCGAAGGCAGGUGUGGAUUGUGUCUACAUAAAACAGCGAUCCGCUCGUCGCUCUGUCCAGCACACGACGCGAAUAGACGCCGGCCCAGAGCCUGGCAACCGGAGCGGCACGCCGUGGUUCGAGCAAGGACUUGCCGCAGGGUUGUAUCAAGGCGGGCCGGCUCUGGGAAGUGACUUUGCCGAUCUGGUGGGACACUUCCCUGGUGUUGACGAGAACGGGUCCGUGGCCGGACUCAUGCAAGGCUGGGACGCAAACCUCCAGCCAUUUUCACCAACUUCAUUGAGCUCCCUACCAGCACCAUCCGCAACAGAGGUAGCUCUAAUGACCCGUGCACGACCCACCACCGGCCGCGACGAAGACAGCGAAGACGACGACGCCUACGAUAACGACGACAUUGACACCACAGACGCCUUGUCAUCCCAGCUCAUAUCUUUGAGCCAAAGAGCCACGCGGACCAUGCGCCGUCUUGCCCGCCCUGGGCGUGUGCCCCUAACCGUAUCAUCUCCGGAGGUGAAUGAGGCGUUGGAGGACACAAAUACAUUGAUUCGCAUUAUCAAUGACAUCACCGCGCCGGAUCGCGAUGAUAGUACACUCGACCCGACCACCACCGACCACGGGCUCGCCUUUUCCGCCCUUGCUUGCCAUCAACAUCUCGUUGCCCUGUUCCGAGCCAUUUGCGACGCCAUACAUCGCUGCCUAGAAGCCAAGAAAGAGCAUCAGGAACAGCACCACCGAAGCCGACAACACAGCGAUAUAGGGCCAUCAUCGGUUGCCCAGUUUGUCAUGGUGCUUCAGCUGCUGAUGCAUUUGAUCAACCGCAUGGACCGCACCCUCUUCCAAGGCAAUCCAUCAAUGUGGCAGAGCGCCAGAUCGUCUACUGAUGGCAACAUCACUCCUGAGACUCCAAAUUUGGCGAGCCAACAUGAAAUACACUCCAUACAAGCCGAGGCAGCGUCGGGAGGAUCAUCGCCACAGGGUGGCAUUCUCGUACUUGUGCAGUACAUUACUGGGACGAUACCUAGCGAGCAUGAGAGGCUGAGACAGGUCAUUCAGAAGCUUCAGACAGAAAUGGAACACUCGGAGCUUCACUGA